GCGCUGGGCCAAUGAGCCCCCACGCACCCGCAUCCGCAUCCGGCCUGGACCGUUGAGCGCGCAGACAAGAGGCUGGCGAGAGGCGGUUGAGGACCGGUGCUGAGGAACGGCUGAGCCGGCGGCUGAGCUGGUCUGCGGAGUUCAGGAUGCGAGAGUGUAUCUCUAUCCACGUGGGGCAGGCAGGUGUCCAGAUUGGCAAUGCCUGCUGGGAACUGUACUGCCUUGAACAUGGUAUUCAGCCUGACGGGCAGAUGCCAAGCGACAAAACCAUUGGUGGCGGGGACGAUUCAUUCAACACAUUCUUCAGUGAAACCGGAGCUGGCAAGCACGUGCCCAGAGCAGUGUUUGUGGACCUGGAGCCCACUGUGGUCGAUGAAGUUCGUACCGGAACCUACAGGCAACUUUUCCACCCAGAGCAGCUGAUUACUGGGAAGGAGGAUGCGGCCAAUAAUUAUGCCAGAGGUCAUUACACCAUUGGCAAGGAGAUUGUCGACCUGGUUCUGGACCGUAUCCGAAAACUAGCAGAUCUGUGCACAGGACUGCAGGGCUUCCUCAUCUUCCACAGCUUUGGAGGCGGCACAGGGUCUGGGUUUGCAUCUCUACUUAUGGAACGGCUUUCAGUGGACUAUGGCAAAAAGUCCAAGCUGGAAUUUGCCAUUUACCCAGCCCCCCAGGUUUCCACAGCCGUUGUGGAGCCCUACAACUCCAUCUUGACCACACACACAACGCUGGAACACUCGGAUUGUGCUUUCAUGGUGGAUAAUGAAGCCAUCUAUGACAUCUGUCGACGCAACCUGGAUAUUGAACGUCCCACAUAUACCAACCUCAAUCGACUGAUUGGGCAGAUCGUGUCAUCCAUCACAGCCUCCCUGAGGUUUGAUGGGGCCCUGAAUGUGGACUUAACAGAAUUCCAGACCAACCUGGUGCCAUACCCUCGCAUCCACUUCCCACUGGCAACCUAUGCCCCAGUCAUCUCAGCUGAGAAGGCAUACCAUGAGCAGCUGUCAGUGGCAGAGAUCACCAAUGCUUGCUUCGAGCCAGCCAAUCAGAUGGUCAAGUGUGACCCUCGCCAUGGCAAAUACAUGGCCUGCUGCAUGUUGUACAGGGGGGAUGUGGUCCCAAAAGAUGUCAAUGCGGCUAUUGCUACCAUCAAGACAAAGCGCACUAUCCAAUUUGUGGAUUGGUGCCCAACUGGAUUUAAGGUGGGUAUUAACUACCAGCCCCCCACCGUGGUCCCUGGGGGAGACCUGGCCAAGGUGCAGAGGGCCGUGUGCAUGCUGAGCAACACCACUGCCAUCGCAGAGGCUUGGGCCCGCCUGGACCACAAGUUUGACCUCAUGUAUGCCAAGCGGGCCUUUGUGCACUGGUACGUGGGAGAAGGCAUGGAGGAAGGGGAGUUCUCAGAGGCCCGGGAGGACCUGGCAGCGCUGGAGAAGGAUUAUGAAGAGGUGGGCGUCGAUUCCGUGGAAGCAGAGGCAGAAGAAGGGGAGGAAUACUGAGUGUGUGGGUCUGGCUGGCAGCCAUCCAUGUACAUCUUCCCCACCAUUGAAACUAAAGAAUAUAUUUACUUAUUAAAAUUUCUAUAUUGAGACA
Molecule: messenger RNA, 1593 nt
Organism: Peromyscus maniculatus bairdii (prairie deer mouse)
Lineage: Eukaryota; Metazoa; Chordata; Mammalia; Rodentia; Cricetidae
Product: tubulin alpha-3 chain
Biological process (GO): microtubule-based process
Cellular component (GO): microtubule
Molecular function (GO): structural constituent of cytoskeleton; GTP binding
Source: RefSeq, a predicted model, not a curated record